Messenger RNA from Rhodamnia argentea, 816 nucleotides. RefSeq names its product 50S ribosomal protein L28, chloroplastic. The record is from RefSeq and is a predicted model, not a curated record. Gene Ontology annotation, biological process: translation. Bases 141 to 596 code for a protein of 151 amino acids. The transcript has 2 exons. Gene Ontology annotation, molecular function: structural constituent of ribosome. Lineage: Eukaryota; Viridiplantae; Streptophyta; Magnoliopsida; Myrtales; Myrtaceae. Gene Ontology annotation, cellular component: ribosome.
CCGCUCCCUUCUCCUGCUCCACAAAACAGCACGACCGAAGCAGAGAAAAAGCUUCGAAAAAGAUAACGUUUUUUUAACGUUAUCCCCAUCUCUCCCUCUUCCUCCGCCUUCUUGGAGACGCUUGACGUCCAUCGGUGGUAAUGGCGACCAUGGCUUCGGGAGUGUCGUUAGGAAACGCUUGCUCUCUCCAUUUUCGCAAGACCCAGUUCAAUCAAACCACCCUCGUGCCUCCGAGGGCCAAAGCUUCGUACGAGAUUGCCUUCGUCGCUUCUCAGCUGAGUGGGCUCAGAGUCUCCUACGAUGAUUCUCGUCCCUUCGCCGGACCUGUAGCCGCUCCGCCGCCGGCCGUACAACCCGUUGCUCGCAGAGUAUGUCCUUUGACGGGGAAAAAGGCAAACAGGGCAAACAAGGUCUCCUUCUCAAACCACAAGACGAAGAAGUUGCAGUUUGUAAACCUGCAGUACAAGAGGAUCUGGUGGGAAGCCGGCAAGCGCUAUGUUAAGCUGCGGCUGUCAACGAAGGCGUUGAAAACCAUCGAGAAAAACGGACUCGAUGCCGUUGCCAAGAAGGCAGGGAUAGAUUUAAGGAAAGAAUGACCAUUUGGCCUUGUAAUUGUCAUUGAAAACAAGCCAGUGCACGACCUCUUUCAACUCGUUUCGGUUUAUUUGUUUAGCUCUGUCUGGUUGAAUUUUUUCAUAUGAGCAAAAUUUUCAUUUCAAGCUUUGCAUUUUUAUUUCUCCUGGUGGGCUUCUUGAAUCUUGACAUGUUUUUACCUCAAAAUAUUCUCUUCAUUUGAAGGCACCUGCUUUUACAUGA